GGGGUGGGCGGGGUUAUCGGGAGAGGAGGGAGUGACGCAGCGAGUGCUGGUGCCGCCCGCUCUCCGCGCUGCGGGAUCCGGGAUUGUGUUGUGCUCACACGGCGCUCGGCGGACUCGGUGCUCCGGAUAGAGUCAUAAUGUCUGAAGAUUUCUUGUAGUCAUUCCGCAGCUGGAGUACCUCAGCUUUACUAUAAAGGCAGAACACCACAGUGACCAGUGAUUGGCUGAGCAGGCAGGUCCUGCUUGACAUCCUGUCUUGGUAGGAGGGAGAAGAGAUAACCAGUAGGGGACAGUAAGGAGCAGGAUUACCAAAGGACUGGGUUUCACAAAUGUCUUAUGAUUUGGCAUAGUUACCAGGAUUCCGCAAGUCACAUAACUUGACAUGACAUCCUUUGAUUCCAUGUGACCCAGCUUAUCGAAGCUUCCUUGUCUUCUUCGCUCUGCUUCUUCUUGAAGCAGCUUUUUAUUAUUGCAUCUGGCAUUCAGCAGGGGAAAACGUUCAAGUGGCAUAAAUCGUGGGCGACAGAUCGGCCCACAGGAUUCCUACAGCUGACUUGUGGAUUUGUCUUCUCCUUGCGCUGAUCUUGUGACUGUCCGCAGCCAUGCCGGCUUUAUCUACAGGCGCUGGAAGUGACACAGGUCUGUAUGAGCUCUUGGCUACGCUGCCGGCCCAGCUGCAGCCGCAUGUGGACAGCCAGGAAGACCUGACCUUCCUUUGGGAUAUGUUUGGUGAAAAAAGUCUCCAUUCACUGGUGAAGAUACAUGAGAAGUUGCACCACUACGAGAAAGAGAACCCGCAGCCCAUCAUCCACAGCGCUACAGCCCUGGCAGAUGAUCUGGCUGAGGAACUGCAGAGCCGACCGCUGAACAGCGAGAUCAGAGAAUUGUUGAAACUUCUGUCAAAACCAAAUCUCAAGGCUUUACUGUCAGUACAUGACACCGUGGCUCAGAAAAGUUACGAUCCUGUGCUCCCGCCUAUGCCAGAUGAUAUCGAUGAUGAUGAAGAUUCAGUGAAAAUUAUUCGGCUUGUCAAAAACAGAGAGCCGCUGGGGGCUACAAUAAAGAAGGAUGAGAACACGGGUGCCAUCAUUGUUGCCAGGAUAAUGCGGGGAGGAGCUGCAGACAGAAGCGGUCUCAUCCAUGUGGGUGAUGAGCUGAGGGAGGUCAAUGGAAUAAGCGUUGAAGAUAAAAAACCUGAAGAAAUCAUCCAUAUUUUGGCUCAGUCACAAGGGGCCAUUACUUUUAAAAUCAUCCCAAGUAUCAAAGAGGAGUCACCAAACAAUGAUGGCAAGAUGUUUGUUAAAGCUCUCUUUGACUACUAUCCUAAUGAGGAUAAAGCUAUUCCUUGUAAAGAAGCCGGGCUUGCGUUCAGAAAGGGAGAUAUACUUCAGAUCAUGAGCCAGGAUGAUGCAACUUGGUGGCAGGCCAAACACGAAGGUGAUGCCAAUCCCAGAGCCGGAUUGAUCCCUUCAAAACAAUUCCAGGAGAGGAGAUUUGCACUAAGGAAGCCUGUGGUGCUGACGCAGCCUCCGAAAACCCUCAACCGAAAAUCAUCCGGGUUUAGAAGAAGUUUUCGUCUCAGCAGGAAGGAUAAAAAAACAAAUAAAUUCAUGUACGAAUGUAAAAAGAGCGACCAAUAUGAUACAGCAGAUGUUCCGACCUUUGAAGAGGUGGCUACGUAUCAGCGGCAGCCUAAUGAAAAAUACAGGCUGAUAGUCCUGGUUGGACCUGUCGGUGUUGGCUUAAAUGAACUUAAAAGAAAAGUCCUCAUCAGCGACACCCAGCACUAUGGAGUGACCGUGCCACAUACGACAAGAGGAAAAAGGAACCAGGAGUGUGACGGUGUGGAAUAUAUCUUUAUUACCAAACACUUGUUUGAGGCAGACCUACACAAUAACAAGUUUAUAGAGUAUGGUGAAUAUAAAAACAAUUACUACGGCACAAGCAUCGACUCCGUGCGCUCUGUCCUGGCGAAGAAUAAAGUGUGCCUGCUAGAUAUACAGCCCUCAAGCAUAAAACAUUUAAGGACAUAUGAAUUUAAACCCUUUGUCAUAUUCAUCAAGCCGCCAUCUAUCGAACGCCUGAGAGAGACGAGGAAGAACGCCAAAGUUAUCUCCAGCAAAGACGAGCGGGCGUCAACAAAACCCUUCACAGAAGAAGAUUUUGAAGAAAUGAUCAGGUCGGCACAAAUCAUGGAAUCUCAAUACGGUCACUACUUUGACAAAGUUAUCAUCAAUGACGACCUCAACACAGCGUACAAUGAACUGAAAUCCACUCUCGACAGGUUGGAGACAGACAGCUGCUGGGUACCAGUGAGCUGGCUCCAUUCCUGAACACCCCCUCCCCCUGCAUAUGGCACAAAUACUUUUUAUUUUAUGUUAUUUUUUUAUUACUCGUCCUAUGGUGAGUUUUUACAUCCGCUCUAGUUGAAUUCAUUUUAAACUCUUAUUGUUUAUUGUUCUCACAGACUGCCUACAAUGUGUCAGAUUCCAGAGCAGCUUGUUUUUAUUUUAUGUAUGUGAAGAUGGGGGUCUAGCAAGUGCAGAAAGUACCGGCCGGUAUGGCGCAUGGUUACAAUGGAGCUCGUGUAGUGAUGAUGUCAUUUCGGAACCAUUGAGUGUCAGUAGUGGCAGCCAUUAUAUCAGGCCGCUUGGGUCACACUAUGCCGGAUGGUCCGGAUAAUAAUCACAAAGAGACAGCAUUCGGCACAGCCGGGGAGGAGAAGCAUUCACUGUUUUAUUAUCCCUUCUGGUGUGUAACGGCAUGCAUAAAACCCAAGCUCUUCUGUGGUGCUCAACUCGGAGAGCAAAGUCUGUACACAGUCCAAUAAAACUAAUAGAAAAUGAAGCUGCACUCACCGGAUCUGUUGCAGAGCGUUUUUUUUUUUUUUUUUCUUUCUUCAGUAUAGUGUCAGUACAGGGAUCCGGUGAGUGCCACUUUAUUUUCUAUUUGUGUCAUUGAUGACUAUAUUGAGGUUUGCUGAAAUAAAUUUAAAAAUAGUUGUUCAGGAUUAGAAAAAAAUGCUGCUUUUUUCCCAAAAAAUGCAUUUUACCUGUCAUCAGGUCGUGUCUGGGGAAUGAGACUCAGUUGCAAUACCACAGACAACCUGUGGACAGGUGUGGCACUUUUUUUGGGAAGAAAAUAAUUUACUCUUUAGGGACAGUUAGUUAUCAUACACUGGAAAGGACAAGGUUCUUGAGAAAGGUCCUGUAUAUAUAACGUCUAUGAUCAUUUGCACUGCCAACAGUAUGGUUUCUCAUUUAUUUAUGCAUCGUUGUAUUUUGUUCGGAGCACAAUGAUUAUAGCUUGCAGACUGGAAUUCUGGGUUCUCACUUUGCAAUUUGUUUAUAGUUUACAAAACAACGUCGCCAGUUGACUAUUUAAAAGUUUUAAUGUUUUUAAAUGUUUUAAAGGAGUCUUUCUUGUUUUUAGACGAAUUGGUGAAGCACCUACAGGUCAGGGCUGUAUACCUCCUUUAUAUAGGCUGGAUUAUGAGAAGAACAAUGUGACUGGUUCUUAUAGGGUGGGUAAUCCGCUUUUCCAUGCACUGGUUUUAUGAAACCCUAGGUGUUAUGAAACACUAGAUGUCUUCCCAGUUGAAGUACACCUCUGCUGCCCAGCAUAUCCUGUACCAAACAGCUUGUUGUAGGAAUCGGUCUGGCCUACUACAAGAUCUUCCAGUGGGCUUACGGGAAUUGUCCUGGUUAGUGUUAUGCAAAUUUACAGCAAAUUUAGCAAAACCUAAUGGCUCUGCUUUUGGUUGCGUUAGUCUCCUUAAAGGUUUCUCCGGGAUAUAAAAAUGUAUCACCUAUCCUAAGGACCGAUGGGAUCCCCACAAUCUGCCUCACGGCGCUCCAGCUCUCUACAUGAAAAGAGCCGUGUCAUCCACACUCCCAGCAGAUUGAAAGGACCGUGGUGCUUGUGCGAGUGCUGCAGCCUCUUUUGUACUUUAUUUAAUAGAUAAACAAUACAGACAGGUUAA
This is a messenger RNA of Hyla sarda, 3982 nucleotides long. It is a transcript of the gene MPP7, whose product is annotated as MAGUK p55 scaffold protein 7. The coding region runs from base 603 to 2333 and encodes 576 amino acids. NCBI's taxonomy places the organism in Eukaryota, Metazoa, Chordata, Amphibia, Anura, Hylidae. The record is from RefSeq and is a predicted model, not a curated record. Gene Ontology annotation, molecular function: protein binding. Gene Ontology annotation, cellular component: plasma membrane; cell-cell junction. The transcript is spliced from 20 exons. Gene Ontology annotation, biological process: protein localization to adherens junction.